This is a messenger RNA of Wallemia ichthyophaga EXF-994, 1671 nucleotides long. Its product is annotated as T-complex protein 1 subunit gamma. Gene Ontology annotation, biological process: protein folding. Gene Ontology annotation, molecular function: ATP hydrolysis activity; ATP-dependent protein folding chaperone; ATP binding. Bases 1 to 1671 code for a protein of 556 amino acids. The transcript has 2 exons. NCBI's taxonomy places the organism in Eukaryota, Fungi, Basidiomycota, Wallemiomycetes, Wallemiales, Wallemiaceae. Gene Ontology annotation, cellular component: chaperonin-containing T-complex. The record is from RefSeq and is a predicted model, not a curated record.
AUGGCAGCCGCAAUGGGACCUGGUGGACAGCCAAUGAUGGUUAUGAACACAAACGCACCUGAACGCCAAAGCGGUAGAAAGGCACAAAUGUCGAAUAUAAUGGCAUCAAAGACGGUGUCCGAUAUUAUACGCACCUGCUUGGGACCGCAGUCGAUGCUCAAGAUGAUUCUCGAUCCAAUGGGCGGGAUCCUCCUUACCAACGAUGGACAUGCAAUUCUGCGUGAAAUAGACGUUGCACACCCAGCAGCCAAGAGUAUGAUCGAGUUGUCGCGUACCCAGGAUGAGGAGGUUGGCGAUGGAACUACCAGUGUCAUCAUUCUCGCCGGUGAAAUCCUCGCCCAGAGUGUUGGCCUCCUCGAGAAGAACAUUCAUCCAGUGCAGAUCAUCCAAAGCUACAAACUCGCUCUCACCGAGGCACUCAAGACUAUCGAACUCAUCGGCAAGCCCCUCGAUACAGCCAACGAAAAGGAAAUGCUUGCGCUGAUCAAGACAUCCAUCGGCACCAAGUUCGUCCAGAGGUGGUCCGAUCUCAUGUGCAAGCUGGCUCUCGACAGUGUCAGGACGGUAGCUACAGCUGACGCAGCCAACGCCGACCUCAAAAGCGUCGAUUUGAAGCGUUACGCGCGUAUCGAGAAGGUGCCAGGAGGUGAUGUUGAAGACAGCUGUGUGCUGAGCGGGCUCAUGGUGAACAAAGACGUAACGCACCCCAAGAUGAGACGUAAGAUCGAAUCCCCACGCGUCCUCCUUCUCGACUGUCCACUCGAGUACAAGAAGGGCGAGUCGCAAACCAACAUUGAAAUAAGCAAAGAGGGCGACUGGGAGAAGAUUCUCGCUAUUGAAGAGGAGCAGAUUAAGGGCAUGUGUGAGCACAUACUCUCCUUCAAACCUGAUCUCGUCCUCACCGAGAAGGGUGUAUCUGAUCUCGCCCAGCACUACCUCACACGCGCUAACGUCACAGCUCUUCGCCGUUUGCGCAAAACUGAUAACAACCGUAUAGCACGCGCGACUGGUGCGACUAUUGUGAAUCGUGUAGAAGAUAUCCGCGCAACUGACAUUGGUACGAAAUGUGGCAAGUUCGAAGUGAAGAAGCUUGGUGAUGAGUACUUCUCUUUCCUGACAGAGUGCAAAGAUCCUAAAGCAUGCACUGUGCUUCUGCGUGGACCAAGCAAAGACAUACUGAACGAGAUUGAGCGUAACUUGCACGACGCGAUGGCAGUAGCCCGUAACGUUGUCUUUAACCCACUCCUAGCACCUGGUGGAGGAGCUACGGAGAUGGCAGUGAGCGUCGCCCUGGGUAAACUUGCCAAAUCGGUCGACGGUGUAGGUAGUUUGGCUAUACGCGCCGUGGGUGAUGCUAUGGAGGUUAUUCCACGCACUCUCAUACAGAAUUGCGGUGGUAACACUAUUCGCACCCUCACAGAACUCAGAGCCAAACAUAGCAACGGAGAGGUGAGCUUCGGUGUCGAUGGUGAUACUGGUAAAGUUGUCGAUAUGGCUACUUACGGCCUCUACGAAUCGGCUGCAGUUAAAAUUCAGACCAUCAAGACUGCCGUCGAAUCGGCUAGCCUUCUCCUUCGUGUGGAUGACGUUGUCAGUGCGAGGAGACUCCAGCAGGGUGGCGGCGCAGGCAUGAUGCCGCCAGGGGAGAUGGCCGAGGGAGCAGAGCAGUGA